Quercus robur (English oak) is the source of this 2449-nucleotide messenger RNA. Its product is annotated as ascorbate transporter, chloroplastic-like. Gene Ontology annotation, molecular function: transmembrane transporter activity. The coding region runs from base 179 to 2029 and encodes 616 amino acids. The record is from RefSeq and is a predicted model, not a curated record. NCBI's taxonomy places the organism in Eukaryota, Viridiplantae, Streptophyta, Magnoliopsida, Fagales, Fagaceae. Gene Ontology annotation, biological process: transmembrane transport. The transcript has 11 exons.
AAAAAAAAAAAGAAAACACAGAAGAAAAAAAAAGAAAUAAAAUCUGCACACAAUUCAUAUGAAGCUCUUGUGUUAUCCUCUCUAGCCUAAAACGAAGCAAACAGAAAACUGGAAACGGCGUCGUUUACUGAUGCUUUGAAUUCUGAAAUGCUAUAGCAACAAUCUUCGCUAAAGAAAAAUGGCCAUCGGCGGUUUGAUUUCGAACCGGAAUUUCGGUUCGUUUCUCGGUUCAGGAAAAUUAUGUCAGACAGAACAUGCCGUUUCAUGUCAGAGAGGAGAGCAUUUGGGUUUUGCUAUUGCUGUACCACGGCAUGGACAUGGGAAUAUGUUCUACAAACACAUUGGUAGUCUGAGGGCAAAUGGUGCUUUAUCUAGAUGCUCAUAUGGAACGUUUCUGCAUGCUCUUACUCCUUCGGAUGGGCAAGUUCUAAAGCCAAUAGGAACAUUGCAUGAUGAAUGGAAGCAGUCUCUUCCAUCUCCCUUGCAAACUAUUUGUAGAAGCAACUCUAGGCAAAGAAUCUAUGGACGGUAUCAAUGCUAUUGUUCUUCAGAUUCUGCUCAGAGCAUUAAGAUUAAAAGAAGAGGGCUGAAUACAUUUGGCAUAAAAACCAGGCUAUGUCAUAUUUCUGAGCCUGUUAAGUCAAACAGGACUUGUGCUUAUUACAAGUCUGAGGAGUAUGACAUAACAGAAGCGAAAGUGGACUCACUGACAUCAACAGAAACAUCAAGUGACGCUGUUUUAGUAGAAGGAAAUGUGGAGGAAGUAUCUCCUUGGUGGGAGCAGUUUCCCAAACGCUGGGUGAUUGUACUGCUCUGUUUUACAUCAUUUCUGUUGUGCAACAUGGACCGUGUGAACAUGAGCAUUGCAAUACUUCCAAUGUCAAAGGAGUUUAACUGGAACAGUGCAACAGUUGGCUUAAUUCAGUCCUCCUUUUUCUGGGGCUACCUACUUACUCAGAUUGUUGGAGGCAUAUGGGCAGAUAAAAUUGGUGGAAAGGUAGUAUUAGGUUUUGGGGUGGUCUGGUGGUCAAUAGCAACAAUUUUGACACCUAUUGCUGCAAGAGUGGGGCUUCCUUUUUUGCUUGUUGUGCGUGCUUUUAUGGGAAUCGGUGAGGGUGUUGCUAUGCCUGCUAUGAAUAAUAUACUUUCUAAGUGGAUUCCAGUGUCUGAGAGAAGUAGAGCACUUGCACUAGUAUACAGUGGCAUGUAUCUUGGUUCCGUCACAGGGUUGGCUGCCUCACCUCUUCUUAUCCAAAACUUUGGAUGGUCAUCUGUGUUUUACUCAUUUGGCUCUCUUGGAAGUAUUUGGUUUGCAUUAUGGCUAAGCAAAGCAUAUAGCUCACCAAAAGAAGAUCCAAAACUUAGUGUGGAGGAGAAAAGGUUUAUAUUGGGUGGCAAUGUGUCAAAGGAACCUGUUUCAGUCAUUCCUUGGAGAUUGAUUUUAUCAAAAGCACCUGUUUGGGCUCUUAUAAUCUCUCACUUCUGCCAUAAUUGGGGAACAUUUAUUCUAUUGACUUGGAUGCCUACUUACUACAAUCAGGUUUUAAAGUUCAACCUAACUGAAUCGGGACUGCUCUGUGUCUUGCCAUGGUUGACCAUGGCUGUAUUUGCAAAUAUAGGAGGCUGGAUUGCAGACACACUUGUGAGCAGAGGUCUUUCGAUAACAGCAGUUCGUAAGAUCAUGCAAUCGAUUGGGUUUUUGGGCCCAGCCUUCUUUCUUACACAGCUGAGCCAUGUGAAGACACCUGCUAUGGCUGUGCUAUGCAUGGCAUGCAGUCAGGGAUCCGAUGCAUUUUCACAAUCUGGUCUCUAUUCCAAUCACCAAGACAUUGGACCUCGCUAUUCUGGAGUUUUGUUGGGACUGUCAAACACGGCUGGAGUGCUUGCUGGUGUGUUUGGUACAGCUGCAACUGGUUACAUACUUCAACGAGGUUCUUGGGAUGAUGUAUUCAAGGUGGCUGUUGUGUUGUAUAUCAUAGGCACGCUGGUCUGGAACUUGUUUUCAACUGGAGAAAAAAUUCUUGAAUAGAAAAAUGUGAGAAUGGCAGGGAAAGAUGCAAUGGACAUAACUAUUGAGAUCGAUCAAGUUAUAAAGAGAUGGAAGAAACAUAAAAACCCAAGCAUUAGCAACACAUGCAAGGGCAAAACCCUGCUGGGCAAUCGAGGCUUAAGAUGCUGCCAUUCAAGUUUUUAUACCAACUUGUGAGGCCCUUAAUUUGCUCCAACAUCUUUUGGUUUUGACUUCAAAAUCCUUUUUACAGGUUCCAUUUUCUUUCAUUUCGUUUACAUGGUAUAAGGCAGAGAAUUUACGGGUAAUUUGCACCCACCAACCAAAUACAUUUCAUUGAAGGGGACCUACUAAUAACAACUCAAAAUUUUCGUGGAUGAAUCUACAUCAUUCUUAUUGUAUGCCUCCAAAGAACAGCAAUAUUAUCUCUACUUUCUAUCU